AUGAACCAGAGCCCACCCAAUGCUCAGCCCGUAUCGGGUCCUUCCAUCCCUGGCAACUCGUCUGCUCCGUCAUCAUUGAGGGGACCUUUGGCUGGAGGCCGCCAGAUCACCCGAAAUCGCGCGAGCUACAGCUGUCACACGUGUCGGCGUCGGAAGGUCAAAUGCGACAAGAUACACCCCAUAUGUGGAAAUUGUGUGAAGAACAACACCGAGUGUAUAUAUGAUGUGUCAUCCCAAAAAGAUGACGAUAGGCGCGAUGGGUCUCCCCAAAAUAUACACGGCAUUAAACGAAGAAGAGAGAUGCCCCGGACAUUGGAGGAAGAUGUCGACGAGCUCCAAUCACUUUACGGACACUUGAAGCGGGCAGAGUCGACAGGCGAAAAGCCCGACCCAAGCGCCAUUGAAUCACGACUCGAUAAGCUUAUGUCAAUGAUUGAGCGCCUCGGAAGGAACGGUCAAACACUCGAGGAUGUAGAGAUACAGGCAACGGCCGUGGAACCCACACAGUUGGAUGACUCACGGCCGAGCAAUAGUCUGGACGGAAAUAAAACACCGCCAAGAUCUACCAGUCCACGUCGCAUUGCUGCAGAAUCGAGCAGCGACGAAUUUCCAAUUCCAUCCGGUCAGGCCACCGAUCUGGUAGACCCGGUUGGCAGUUUGAACUUAGGCCAUUUGAGCCUAGAGGACGGUGGAAGGUCAAGAUAUGUUGGCACCACGUAUUGGGCUUAUAUCUCUGGCGAAAUCAAUGAGCUCAAUCAAUUACUGAGAGACCAAAAUAGCUCACAUGAUCAGUCUACCCCUGAAAAAAAUAAUGAAGACAUAACAGAUUCGCAUGCCGAUGGCCAACAGUCAUGGAGAGAAUCAAUAGGCAGCUCGGCACCUUCGAUGGCGCCUAGGUCUCGUUCCUUCCAACAAUCUAUAAUCUUCCCUUCAGGUGACUCCCCCUCGAUCAAUGAAAAGGUGGUGGAGCCAGAAAUGCUUGAUCACAUGCCAACGAGACGGCAAAGCCAUAUUCUUUACAAGGGAUUUAUUUCCGGUGUACACGCUAUCAGUCCUAUCAUUCACCCCCCAACUAUCCUCAAGCUCUACAAUUCUUUCUGGGAUUGGUACGACUACAGCAGCUAUUCGGGAGAGUCGUGCCCAAAUCCGUCAUUCAUCCCACUGUUAUACGCGAUAUGGUAUGGCGGCUCAGUGACUAUUUCGAUCCGAGCAAUUGAAGCUGAAUUUAAUGUGUCCUCGCGGUCGGCCCUUUCGACAAUCUAUACUGAAGAAGUUACUAAAUGGCUCACGAAGAUCAAAUUCCCGCGCAGCCCUUCACUUCAAGGCCUUGCUGCUUAUCUUCUCGUACAGACAAUUGUCACGAAGGAGGAGGAGCCUUUGACGACUAGUCUCUUUGUUAGUCUUGCGAUGAGGGUUGCGCAAACCAUGGGCUUGCAUCGGGAUCCCGCUAAGUUUGGCAUAGAGCCAUGCGAAGCUGAGUACCGGCGCCGUUUAUGGUGGCACAUCAUCCACAUGGACUGUGUCGUUGCGAUGUCAAGCGGUCUGCCUCCACUUGUCAACGACGAGAAUUAUUGGGAUGUGUGCGAGACUAGUGAGAUGAAAGAUACGAUGCUAGGUAGCCCCGCUGCAGAGUCCUAUAUGAAACAGGUUGCUUCGCGAGAGCGGCUGCCUGAUAAUCCAGAUGACCCCACUAUUUGCGGCGGACCAUCAAUGGUCAACGUCUACUAUCUGACCGCCAGAGGGAAAUAUACCAUGGCUCGCGCUAUCCGCCGAAUAUUGAAAAUCCAGCUUGGAAUAAAGCCUCUCACCAGGCAGGACAUGGAGGAGCUCCGGUCAAUACUCCUUGACUUGCAGCUGAGACUGAAUUCCAUCAUCAACAGGAUUCCAGAGGGGAAGGAUGUUGAUAACCUGUCAACGCCAGGUCGAGCGUUUUCUAUAUCCAAAUCCCCCGAUGGCCCCUCUUCCGACACAGAGCUUCCAGGCGAAGGUCCCACCGGAUGCUCUGAACAAUAUCAUUCACCGGUUCUUAUUUGCUUCCAUAAAUGGGCGAAGAUCAUUCUUUCUUUAUAUAUUGACAAGGCCUUCUGCGUAGCCUAUCAGCCUUUCCUGAAGAACGCUCGCAGCCGGAUUUGGCCAGCGGCACGCCAAAGUGCACUUCGUCAUUGCCAUGGUUUCAUGGAAAAAUUCAUCCAACUCGCAACGGAUCCUGAUUUCCAGCCCUUUCAUUGGAGCUGGCCUGGUAAUCAUCAACCAAUGCAUGCUACUAUGAUCAUGCUUAUUGACCUAUAUGAGCGACCUUACAGCCCUGAAGCACCUAAGUCCCGCGCGUUCAUCGACAGCAUACUCGCACUUUCUGGUCCGGAUGGAGGUGUCGUAGGUGGUGAAGACGGUGUUUCAACACAACGGCCACUGAAGGACGGUGGCCGUGAAGCCUGGGAUAUGAUCCGCCGCCUUCGUCAGAAGGCUUGGCAAAAGGCAGGCCUCAAUCCGCGAAUGCUCUGGACCGAACAAGACCAGAUCCAGGCUGGGGUCGCUUCGCCAGUUGACACUCGCGGGGAUUGUCACUCUCCUAGCUCAGAUCACUCUCAGGCCGAGUCUCCGGGUUCAGCAUCGGCCGGCCAUCCCUCAACACACAAAUCCAAACCUAGCGAUUUCGUCAAAACAUUCUACAACCUCACCCGCUCUCACACCUCGGAUCCUGUUAACCCGGAUGCUACUAAAACCCUUCUACGAUACCAAUACCAACCACAGGGUAAAGCCUUAUCCCCAAUUUCACAUUCCCAAUUCAACCCUCCCCCCGCCGAUAAUCCCAUACCUCCCCGCAUUGGCACCUCCUCGCCCAAUACGGACUCCUUGUUUGGUGCACCUCCACCGACACAAUGUUCUGCAUCCACCCCUCCCGCCCCACACAUUCAGCCUUCAGAUGCUGACAUUACUGCUGGUGGUGGCAUGUCCUUCGUGGAUCCUGCGUGUCCUAAUGGAAUACCUAGAAUUCCUACGCCUCCAUCGAUGGUUGACCCAAACCUCAACUUCGAUUGGGACCAGUGGGAUGCUGUGUUCGGACAACAUCUUCCUGUCGCAGAUGACCUGAUGGAGCUGGAUCCCGUUUCGGGUCUUGAUUUAACUACCUCAACAUUUCAUGGUACUAGCCCCAUCAACAUGCCUGAUUUAGAUGCCAAUGGUCUUCCACUUCCAGGCUGCCCUCCAGAAGGGGGUUUUCCGCCCUGGAAUGGGAAAAAUGAGAGUGGUUGGCCGGGAUAUCCUUAG
Penicillium roqueforti is the source of this 3267-nucleotide messenger RNA. Its product is annotated as putative C6 transcription factor. Bases 1 to 3267 code for a protein of 1088 amino acids. The transcript has 9 exons. NCBI's taxonomy places the organism in Eukaryota, Fungi, Ascomycota, Eurotiomycetes, Eurotiales, Aspergillaceae. Gene Ontology annotation, biological process: DNA-templated transcription; regulation of DNA-templated transcription. Gene Ontology annotation, molecular function: zinc ion binding; DNA-binding transcription factor activity, RNA polymerase II-specific; DNA binding. The record is from RefSeq and is a predicted model, not a curated record.